Messenger RNA from Paramecium tetraurelia, 1194 nucleotides. RefSeq lists its product as uncharacterized. The record is from RefSeq and is a predicted model, not a curated record. Lineage: Eukaryota; Ciliophora; Oligohymenophorea; Peniculida; Parameciidae. The transcript has 4 exons.
AUGCUAUUCUUAAUACUUCCAACGCCUGUUGAUAUUGAAAUUUAGGCUUAGAAUAUUUUUUCAGGUUCGUCAGAAUUAUUAAAUGUUUUACCCGCUUACGAAAAGGGACCAAAACUUGAUAAAAAAGGAUAAAUUCUUAAGCAUACAAUUGUUGGAUCAGUGCAAUAAUUUUAGUAAGAAAAGCAAAGAAGGUUUAAUAUCAACAAAAAGCCAUAUGCAAAACUGAAAACGCAAUUUCUAUCUGAAGGAGAGUCACAACCUGGAAUGAAUAACAGUUACACAAAAUUGACCGAACUCACUUCUAGUAAAGAGUUGUCAAAAAAAUCCCCUCAUAAAAUUAAGGAUAAGGAAUUUUAAUUUAUAUAAUUAAAUGAAGAAUAAGUAUAAUAAGAGAUUGUGGAAGUUGAAAGAAGAGUUAAAACAAACUAAAUUGAAACAGAAAGGUUAAAUUAAGAGAUCAAAGGAAAGCUAAAUAAAGGUGAUUAAUUAAAGAUGGAUACUGCUGAAAGGGCUUUAACCAAUUAUCAAAACACUUAAGAAAAUUGGGAGUCAACUAAACUAAGAGUCAGUUCUCGAAUACAACGAAAAUAAGGCUAUUCAAUAAAUGAUAAAAUCGAUUAAUUUAGAGUGAAGCAAGAAAUUAAAUAGUUACUGGAACAUAUAACUCCUAUGGAAUAAAAAUUAGGAAACGAUUACUGGAAAUAAGGACUUCGAAAAACUUAGAAUGAAUUGAAUAGAAAAUACCCUUAUAAAUAUGUUGACAAACUGGAAGAUGAUCCAAGAUAUUUAGUAGAUUCUAAACCUCCAGUUGUAGAAAUUAUAAGAAGACCUAAUUCAACUGCAAAAGGAUGUCGUCCAUUCUCAUCAUUCACAUCCCGCUUCUAUCUAAAUAAUAAAUUAAAAGACAAUAAGGAAGUAGUUUAAAAAUUGGUUCCUCUAAAUAUAGAAGAAUUUGAAGAUUUUUAAGUGGAAGGAUAAAAUAUUCUACUUUAGGAAAUCAAUUCAGUUAGAAAUCCUAAGGAUAGUUUUGUUAAAAUCACUAGCACAAUCAACAACGGGGGUUUGAAAUCUUAUAUAAAAUAGAUUCCUAUUAAGAAAGAGCUCUCUUUGCCUGAUGAAAUUAUUGAAUCUAAUUAUAAUAAAAAAUUAGUAAUUAACAGUGGUAAAUUUGGAAGCUUAAAAGGGUUUUUUUGA